Schistocerca nitens (vagrant locust) is the source of this 1195-nucleotide messenger RNA. RefSeq names its product zygotic gap protein knirps-like. The coding region runs from base 59 to 1195 and encodes 378 amino acids. Gene Ontology annotation, molecular function: DNA-binding transcription factor activity; zinc ion binding; sequence-specific DNA binding. Lineage: Eukaryota; Metazoa; Arthropoda; Insecta; Orthoptera; Acrididae. The record is from RefSeq and is a predicted model, not a curated record. The transcript has 4 exons. Gene Ontology annotation, biological process: regulation of DNA-templated transcription.
CGCAGCCGCCACCGCCGGCCGCUGGUGGGGGGCGGCGCCCCAGGCCUCCGCAGACGUGAUGAACCAGCUGUGCCGCGUGUGUGGGGAGCCAGCAGCGGGAUUCCAUUUCGGUGCCUUCACCUGCGAAGGCUGUAAGUCUUUCUUCGGCCGGACGUACAAUAACCUCGGUUCUAUCUCCGAGUGCAAGAAUAACGGGGAGUGCGUGAUCAACAAGAAGAACCGGACGUCGUGCAAGGCGUGUCGCCUGCGGAAGUGCCUGAUGGUGGGCAUGUCGAAGAGCGGCUCCCGCUACGGCCGGCGUUCCAACUGGUUCAAGCUGCACUGCCUGAUGCAGGAGCAGCGCCAGCAGCAGGACCACCAGCAGCUGCCGCUGCCGCCGCCGCCGCCACUGCCGCACCCUCUGGAGCCUCCGGGACCCGCCAGCUCCCUGGGCAAGGCCAAACCCCUCCUGUGGGCAGACGCCUCGCGGAUGAGGCACGCCGUCGACGCCGACAACAACAACGUAUUCCCGGACAAGCAGCACCAGAGGGACACGACGCCGUCGCCAGCUCCGUUGCCAAUGAGGGGUUUCGCUCACGCGCAGCAGCAGGGCGGCUUCGGCUCUCAGGACACGGCGGCGGCGGCGGCGGCGCUGUGGGCGGCGAGGAGCUCGCUGCUCGUGCCUCCGCACUCGCACCCCGGCGUGCCGCCCUUCGCCCUGCCCUUCCUGGCGUCGCCCUUCCAGCAGACGUCGGCGGCUUCCCUGCAGCCCCCCAGGCCCGUGCAACACCAGCGGCACCCGGCGCCCCUAGCACUCGAGGCCAGGCUGUCGUCGCCGUCUUCUUGCUCCUCGGCGACGUCGUCUCCCCCACCGCCUAACUCGAGGCACAAGGCGCCUUUCAACCGGCAGCAGGAAGGCGAGAAGUCCGCAGUGGCGCUGUUGUCGCUGGGUCCCGUCCAGGAGCAGCCCAUCGACCUGUCAGUGAAGGGCGACGAGAAGGGCGAAGGCUCGACCAGGUCGUGCAGCUCCGGGUCCUCGUCCCCUGCCAGUGGUGGUGCGGCGGUAGCACAGGACUGUGGCAGCGACGCUGCCUUCUCUGGCGCAGAAGACAGCAACAGCAAGGCGACGGAGAGUGAAGACAGCGCCGUCGACGCUGCAGCGUCACAGACGCCGGCCGCGAGGACGACACCACUCGACCUGACGACCAGGUCUUGA